GACUCUCAAAACCCCAGAACGCUGAAACCUCCAAAACCCAACAGCAGAGAGUUACAGAGCAAGCGAAAAUGGAGCAAUGGGUCCCGCUCUUCGACAUCUUCUUGACCUCCCCAACUCCCGAGUCCGAAGCUUCUACAUGGUUAAACCAAUCUUUCAGUGCCUCAUCGUCAACCUCGACCCCGAUUACAACAGGCUCUUUCCUCUCGUUGCUAAUGAAGCCUUUGGAUUCGAUUGUCGCCGAUGAGUCUUCUUCUUCAUCUUCGGCUUGGCCUCCGUGUACAAAUAGGGUGAUGUUUAUACAGACUCUACCGAACAUGGUUCAGUCGCGGGUUCUGUCAUUUCUUGGUUUUGAACGUCAAAGGUUUUCAAGCAGGGAUUUGGCUAAGCUGGCCAGGACCGUUUUGAGUGGAAGUCAGGAGCUUGACUUUUGGGUACAUAGGGCUGCACGCAAUCUGCUCGAUGUAGUGUCUGAGUCAAGUUACGAGUGGAUUUCUUGCUUGAGUUUGGAUUCUGGGGAGGAUGAGUUUGAGUCCUUGCCGGGUUGGCUUAAGGAUUCCGCUGCUUCCAGUGACUUGGUUCUACCAUGGCUUCCUAUAUCGCCAGAAGAAUUGGAUUGGAGGACAGUGAAUGGUAAUUAUGAAAAUAACUAUGGCUCAUUGAGUCAAGUUGGAGAGGGUGAAGAUGAGGAUAUGAAUGAUGUUCUGGAGGAAAUGAAUAUUGAUAAUCCAGAAAGCGUUCAUCUUGAACCUGAAAUUAAAAAAAGGGCAGUAAGUUUGAAAGCUUGGGUUGUGGAUUUUCAAUCAACUUCUAAAACUGUUGGAUUAGCGAAAGAAAUUCGCGAACUUUGCUCAGAAAAAGGAGGAGAUUCUUUCACGGUUUUGGGUCUGAUUGAACCUUGGUUAGCUGAUGAUGAGACUGCUUCAAUUCUAUUAUCUCAUCUAACAUGUGGAAGUGAAGAAGAGCUUACUUGGCCAAGCCAGGUUCUGUGCUCGAUCAUCCUUCCCAAGUUGUUGGCCCUUGAGGAACCAGCUUCUCGUGUGCUAGUGACUGCAACAGUAGAGUACUGCAAGCGUCAUCAAAGGGCCAGUGAGUAUGCACUCUUAUUUCCACUAAUUCUUCGACGGGAUGGCAUCAACAACCCCAUAUAUGAUGUGAUCACGAGGAUCAUCAAGGAAAGCUUGCACCCAGCUCAUGUUGCUUCUUUCUGUCAGAAGCUGCUGUGUGGACAAAAAGAUGAGAGGAAAGUCAUUUGUCUUCCUUGCCAUCAAUAUCUGAUAACUGAUAAAAUGGUAUGGACAGAAUCAUUUUUUAACCUGCUCCAAAGCAUUUUGAAUCAUAAUGUUCAUUUAUCACAGAAUUCAGUUGACCAAAUUAUUUACCAGGUUCAGCAAUUGGCUGAAAGAUUUUCCAACUCUCUGAAAUUUGGGAACUUUUUGUUAUGUUUUGUCACCAAAUGUUCUCCAUCCUUGAAGCAUCACAAGCUUAUAUUGACUAGAGUAGUUGAGCAUAACAAAACGUUCUUAGCCAAGUCUAUAUUAGGUAAAUUGGCUGGCUUGUAGCUUUGAUUAAUUGUAAUUCUUUGGAUGAGUUUUUGUGCUGUGAGCCUGUCUCUAUGAAUGUACAUUUUGAACACCA
This is a messenger RNA of Prunus dulcis (almond), 1635 nucleotides long. RefSeq lists its product as uncharacterized. The record is from RefSeq and is a predicted model, not a curated record. Gene Ontology annotation, biological process: interstrand cross-link repair. NCBI's taxonomy places the organism in Eukaryota, Viridiplantae, Streptophyta, Magnoliopsida, Rosales, Rosaceae. Gene Ontology annotation, cellular component: Fanconi anaemia nuclear complex. Bases 69 to 1559 code for a protein of 496 amino acids. The transcript has 2 exons.